UGUGUGUGUCUGCAUGCGCACGUGUGUGUGUGUGAGAGAGAGAGACAGAAAGAGGCAGACAGCCAGACCGUGUGUGUGUACAUGUGGAGCAAGUAGUUUUGUGUAAGCAAGAUUCACACCGUGUGUGCUAAGUGUGUGUGAGACAGGCUGUAUACCGACUAGACCGUCCUGUGUGUGUGUGUGUGUGUGUGUGUGUCUGAGAGAGAGGUCGAGUCGAGUGGCAUGGUUACCCUGCAGUCACCCACCAUGCGAUCAUGGGUCUCCUCUUCUCCCAUGAAUGUGACAAUGACAGUGCGGUGACACGGAGAGGAGCGUCGUCCAUGGAGGAGGAGGAGACAGGGUCCUCCAGGGAGAGGGAGAGGGUGUCAAGGCAGGAGGCCCUGAGGAGACAGAAGGCCCAAUUCCUCAAGGCACUGCAGGAGAACGACGCCCAGGAGUUGAAGAGACUCCUCCACACCACCACCAUCGACCUCGACACCGUCUUCGAAGUGGAGGACCAGAAUAUGGUGCUGGCCUCCUAUAAGCAAGGCUACUGGUUGCCCGGCUACAAGCUGGAGAAGUCGUGGGCGAUGGGUAUCCACGUGUGCAUGAUGUACAACUCUCUGGAGUGUGCAUUGUUGCUGCUGGAGAGAGGCGCGUCCCUAAACCGCAUGCCCAAUGGCAAGACGCCGCUACACGUGGCCUGCGAGGUGUCCCAUGGCGACUGCGUAGCUCUGCUUCUGGAACAUGGCGCCAAGACAGACCGCGUCUCCCUCAGCGGUCACGUCGCCCUCCAUUACUGCAUCACCAAGCAGUCACUGGACUGCGCCAGGCAUCUCUUACUCAAAGGUGCUGAGGUGAACUUUGUCAGCCAGAACAAUGACGAGGACACACCACUACACACAGCCGCUCGCUUCGGCCUGGCGGAGAUGGCGACCUUCUACCUGAGUCACGGCGCUGACAUCAACAAGGGCAACGCUCGCAUGGAGACGCCGCUCAUCAGCGCAGCAUACUGGGCCUUCUGCUCGCGAGAACAGAUCUACAGCACUGACCACCAUCUGGUGUGUCGCAUAUUGCUAGACCAUGGGGCCCAGCCGAACCUGAAGGAGGAGGACAAAAAGACAGCGCUCCACAAGGCGGCCUGGAACGCUGACCACGUCCUCAUGGAGAUGCUGCUGACUGCCGGGGCCGAUGCCAUGGCCAUGGACGUCAACGGCUGCCCAGCCCUACAGUACAUGAUCAAGGUCACACAGGUUCGGCCAGCAUCCAUCCCUGAGGUGUGCUAUCAGCUGUUAUUGAACCAUGGGUGCGCCCGAGUCUACCCGCUGCAGUUCCACAAGGUACUACAGUCCUGUCAUGAGUUCCCCAGGGCGGUGGAGGUCAUGGUCAACUGCUACGAGCACAUCAAGUCCACCAGGAAGUGGAAGACGGCCAUCUCUGAUGAAUGCUACGAGAGACACAAGGACUUCUACGACUCCAUGUUUGAUGUGUGCUCCAACACCCCACGCAGGCUCACCCACCUCGCCCGCUGUGCCAUCCGCGCCACGCUGCAGGAGAGGUGCCAUCGUGGCAUCCAUCAGCUGGGCCUCCCGCCCCCCAUCGUCAGAUAUGUCCUGCUGGAGCCUGAGGGAGUCGUAUAUUGAAACGCACGCACACACACACACACACGCACACACACAGACUUGCACGCACACGGACUCACAUGCACAGGGAUGUACGUAGUUUGAAGUUGUGGGCCCGGGACAAAGUGAAAGCGAAAGCCCAUUGGGAAACUCCAACUCCCAUUGUCAUUGUGACACAGCACUCCACAGCACACAAGUGAACACUGCACACUGCACACAACGAAAUUGCAUUUAUGCCUCACCCGUGCAAGGGGGCAGCCCUCAGUGGCGCCCAAUGGGGAGCAGUGCGGUGGGACGGUACCAUGCUCAGGGUACCUCAGUCAUGGAGGAGGAUGGGGGAGAGCACUGGUUGAUUACUCCCCCCACCAACCUGGCGGGUCGGGAGUCGAACCGGCAACCUCUGGGAUGCAAGUCUGACGCCCUAACCGCUCACCCAUGACUGCCCAAAGUAAUCUUAAAGGCCCCCACAAUACAUAAGAUUGUAAUGGGGACCCAAAUCUGGGGUCCCUUUCUCCCUGGGCUUGAUCUACUGACCCCCUUGUCCUUUCCUGUCGACUUCCCUGGCUCCUCGAAUGCUCUGGGCCUCCUGAUACACACAUCCACAUCAUGACCAAAGACUGAAAACCCACCUGGGAAACUCCAACUCCCAUCAUCAUUGUGACACUGCACACAACGAAAUUGCCUUUAUGCCUCACCCGUGCAAGGGGGCAGCCCCCAAUGGCGUCCCAAGGGAGCAGUGCGGAGGUGGAAGGGGGAGAGCACUUCUUAAUCGCUCCCUCCCCACCAACCUGCCAGGUCGGAAGUCAAAUUGGCAACCGUUGGGCUACAAGUCUGACGCCCUAACUGGUUACCCAUGACUAAGGGAGUUGUAUAGUUCAGUGUUUCUCAACCUUUUUUUUAGGCGAGGCACCUUUCAAUUCAUGAACAAUUUCAAGGCACCUCAAACCAACAAGCCAUAACAUGGCAUCGCAUCCGAUACCACACAAGCUUAGAAAAGUAACACAUUUGGAGACGUCACACGACCUACGUUCGAAGUUACAGCUGACUGGGGCAACCUGUAUUUACUUUAUUGUGCGUAAAUGGCAGAUGAAAGAUUCCACUGACUAGCAUUAACUUAUCAAUUUAGACAAAUAUGUAUUAUAUUACAGAAUUUAUUCAUCAGCCACGUUUCCGCGGCACCCCUAAGGGUGGCCCGCGGCACCCUAGGGUGCCCCGGCACCCCUGUUGAGAAACACUGGUAUAGUUGCACACAGGCAUAAAGUGUUGCUGCGUCAAAUUGUGGGGGGCUCUAAAAGAAAUCAUCCUAUGUUAUGCCCCUGGGGGGAUCCAGAGGACCUCCUAAAUUAUUGCCCUGCAGUUCCAGCCAACAAUAAUCACAACUUGCACUAAUGUAUCAAAUGCAAAGGCAGAGAUACGGAGUGGGAGUGAACUUAAAAUGCUUCUUCAGCCUGUAUCCAAAAAACCUCACCGCUGGAUCUCUGCCAAGAAGUAAAAAGACACAGGGACGGAUUAUGAUUUCAUGGGCCCCUGGGUCAGACAACAAGAAAGGCCCGCCUCAGUGGGUUUUGCUAGUUCACAUAACGAUUUAGGAUUUUAGGCCAGCCCAAGUGUGAGAUUCUAUGUUGUCAAGAAGGUGCAGGAUUGUCUCCGACAAAACUUGAAAAUACAGUUGAUAAAAGUGUGGUUUUAAUAUACAGUAUUAUGAGAAUGAAACUAUAGAGGCUAUUGCUUCAGGGCCGCCUGGACUCUUGGGCCCCUGGACCUGGGCCCGGUAGGCCCGUGCAGUAAUCUGUGUCUACACCAGUCGUUCCCAAACUUUUUUCAGCUUUUUUCACCGGACCCUUAGUUUGGGAACUUAAAGAGGUAUGCCACUAUUUUGGGGCU
Molecule: messenger RNA, 3485 nt
Organism: Engraulis encrasicolus (European anchovy)
Lineage: Eukaryota; Metazoa; Chordata; Actinopteri; Clupeiformes; Engraulidae
Gene: asb4
Product: ankyrin repeat and SOCS box containing 4
Exons: 7
Coding region: 255-1622 (455 amino acids)
Biological process (GO): intracellular signal transduction; positive regulation of transcription by RNA polymerase II
Cellular component (GO): nucleus
Molecular function (GO): protein binding; transcription cis-regulatory region binding
Source: RefSeq, a predicted model, not a curated record